Molecule: messenger RNA, 1845 nt
Organism: Sinocyclocheilus grahami
Lineage: Eukaryota; Metazoa; Chordata; Actinopteri; Cypriniformes; Cyprinidae
Product: probable G-protein coupled receptor 141
Exons: 2
Coding region: 488-1477 (329 amino acids)
Biological process (GO): G protein-coupled receptor signaling pathway
Cellular component (GO): membrane
Molecular function (GO): oxysterol binding; G protein-coupled receptor activity
Source: RefSeq, a predicted model, not a curated record
UUUUAUCCCGACUAUUUUAUGUAUUUUUUAAAUAUAUGUAAAUGUUAUUAUAGUCUGUUCAGAAACACAUUAGUUUAAUUCACAUUAUCAAUGUCCAUUAAAAACUUAAUCACAUCCCCCCUGCAGCUGUGACAAGCACACAGGGGAAAACCACAAACCAUGUCAGCUUAAGACUAGACACUAUUGAGUGCCAUUAAUAUUUUAAUGAUACCCGUAGUGUCUACCAACAGAGAAUUCUAAGAGGCACUAUACAAUACAUUCAGACUCCUCCAUGUAGAGAACAGAAAUGCCAGAUGGCUGUGAUCUUGCAGUAUUUCUAUCAUAACUGGAAUCUGAAGGUUUGUUUGAGGUUGUUUGGCAGGUGACUCUCAUUGUUUUUGAGGUUGGCCACCUAAACUGAAGUGUCAAAUGCAACAACGUGAAGCAGGAAAACAAACAGCAGACUGGCUGCCUCAUCGAGAGAAUGUGUUAAAACAGUGGUUACGGAAUGAGUGAGGAGCAGAUGCAACAAACAUUACUUCCUCAUCUGCUCUGCCAUUGUGGACUUCUGUGUUGCCGUUCUGAGGGAACCAUGACGAUGAACACCACAGUGGACAACAUCACCAGCACACCAGUGACAACCAACACAACUCCAACAGCCCCCCCGGCCCACCUCACCAAGCCCUACAGAGUCGCCCUGAUUAUUAUCUACACUGUAGUCCUUCUGGUGGGCAUCACAGGCUUAAUCGUCAUGAUCAGCCUGCUAAAAACCAACAUUCGCUCGUUAACCACCAUCGCCUUCCUGAACUUGAUGGUCGCACACUUUCUGUUCCUGCUCACCGUGCCAUUCAGAAUCUACUAUUACGCGUCCAAAACAUGGCAGCUGGGUCCGGGAUUCUGUAAACUGGUCAGCGCCAUGGUGCAUAUCCACAUAUACAUGGUGUUCACCAUCUACUCCAUUCUUCUCACGGUUCGCUUCCUGCAUUUUUACAAGAAAACGCAGCGGACUGAGUUCUACAGGCGGCUGCACGCGCUGGGCGCGAGCGCUCUAGUGUGGUGCAUCCUGUUGAUCAUCAUGCUGCCCCUCGUGCUGUUACAAUACGGACACAAAGCCAUACCAAAACACCAGUGCUUCAAAUUUGGGGAUGAAUUAGAGGAGAACAAUGUCUACGCCCUGAACAUGGUUCUGUCCAUCCUUAUUAUCACCGUGUCGUGUUUUCAGACCUGCAUCCAGGUGGUCAUCCUACGCCAGAUGAUACUCAAGUACGGAGCCGCCAGCGGCUCCCAGCAGGAGUUUUGGGUCCAAAUAAAAAACCUCAGCUUUGUACUCAUCUUGCUCACUUGCCUGGUACCUUACCACCUUUUUCGGCUACAAUACCUGAAGAACAAUAGAGACCUUCAUCAGAUCAAUGAAGUGUUUCUGGCCAUCACCGGGCUUACGUGUUUCGACAUGCUGACGUUCACAGGGAAGAGCAUAUGUAAAGUGUGCUGGACAUAAAGCGGAUAACAACUACAUAUAUAGACGCUAUUUUCCGCAUCACUAAAGGUCUGCAGAUGUGAAGCUGCAAACCGUUUUAACAGAAAACGAGUGUUAUAAUUAUAAUACGGUAAAGACAGUAAAGAUGAAUGAACAUCAGUCUUAGCAAAAUGUAGCCUAUACCAUGUUAGCUGUAAUUUGUGCCAAAAUAGUGAUUAAUACAAUCAUCGGUGACUGAAAGCUUUUUACAUUGUUUGAAAAGCAGACCUGUUUGUUUAAAAAAUUUUUUAUCAUGUAAUUUCUUGUACCAUGACAAAUACCAUAUAGCAUGGUAGGCUAGGCCUAUCUAGUAAAGUAACAGUAGCAAUGCUAUCAUUCGAUAGUAGUGA